AUGGCCGAAAUGGCUAUAGAGGGUGACCACGCUUGCGGAAGACAAAGGCAACUUGGCCCAGAACCCAGUGACUUCCCUAAGAAACCAACCUUGAGGAGAGGAGACGAUAAAGAGACACACAGAAAGAACGAACGUGCUCGCAGAGAAUGGAGAGACGAUGUCGACAUAUUCAAAUACCAUAAGAAUGAGUGGGACAAGAAGCAUAAAGCAAUCGGCGAACUGAACCAGUAUAUUACUACGAAUCUUGAGCAGACCCUCCAGGAUCUAGUUCUAUCUCAGAAAGGUCUGUAUAUAAAGCUUGUCUUUCUCCAGAAACACUUUGGAAAAUCGACGUCGAAGUACACCAAUAUUCUUGAACAAUAG
Penicillium taxi is the source of this 363-nucleotide messenger RNA. RefSeq lists its product as uncharacterized. The coding region runs from base 1 to 363 and encodes 120 amino acids. The transcript has 2 exons. Lineage: Eukaryota; Fungi; Ascomycota; Eurotiomycetes; Eurotiales; Aspergillaceae. The record is from RefSeq and is a predicted model, not a curated record.